AUGACAGCCUCCGAGAAGGAAGCAUCCACAUCAACUGGGCCAGAUCCAAAGUCUUUUCCUGAUGGUGGUGUGGAAGCAUGGCUCGUCGUCGCAGGCGGCUUUUGCACCGUCUUUGCCAGCUUUGGUUGGAUCAAUUGUGUGGGCAUUUUUCAAGACUACUACGAGUCAAAUCUACUCGCAAACUACUCGUCGAGCGAUGUCGCUUGGAUACCAUCCACAGAAUCGUUUAUGAUGUUCUUUUGGGGGCCAGUGGUGGGCAAAGUGACGGAUCAUUUUGGUCCGCGGGUUCCCAUUGUCAUCGGGUCGUUUUUGCAUAUAUUCGGCUUGAUGAUGACCUCAAUAUCGAAGGAGUAUUACCAGGUCUUUCUCUCCCAGUCGGUUGUCAGUGCCAUUGGUUGUAGCUUCCUCUUUUAUCCUUCUAUGACAGCCUGCUCCACAUGGUUUCUAAGACAUCGUGCCCUCGCUAUAGGCAUCAUGGCGUCUGGCUCGAGCAUCGGAGGUGUCGUACUCCCGAUCAUGGUCCACCGUCUCGUGGAUGACCUUGGCUUUGGAUGGACGAUGCGAGCUGUUGCAUUUCUACUCCUGGGCAUGGUCAUCAUUGGUAUUCUGACGGUCAAGUCGCGGCUCCCGCCAUUGAAGCAGCCGCUCAUUCUCAAGGAAUUCAUCACACCUUACGCAGAGCCGACUUUCAUGCUACUGGCAGUCGGCGCCUGGUUUAUCUAUAUCGGCGGUUUCAUCCCCUUUACGUUCAUCAUCGUUCAGGCUAGAGCCCAAGGCAUGUCAGCGAGCCUCGCGGGCUACUUAGUCUCGAUCCUCAACGCAGCCGGGACUUUCGGACGGAUCAUCCCAGCACACUUCGGAGACAUUUUCGGUGUCUUCAACAUCAUGAUACUACUCACCGGCUUGGGCGCAGUCGUAAGCUUAGCCUUCUGGUUGCCAAGCACCACGAUGGCUUCGGGACACACAAAUGCCUUGAUCAUCGUGUUCACGAUCUUCUACGGAUUCGCCUCAGGAUGCAUAUUUUCAAUCAUUCCCGCCUUGAUAGCGAAGAUCUCUCCAGAUAUUCGGAAGCUUGGUGUACGUACCGGCAGCUUGUACGCUGUUUCCGCGACUGGUGUCCUAGUUGGAAGCCCCAUUGCAGGCGUCAUUGCCUCCGGGAAAGGGAAUGGAUUUCUUGGAUUGACAUUGUUCUCGGGCAUUCUGCUGAUGGUUGGGACAUUCUUCGUCGGAUUCUCGAGGCUUAGGCUAACGGGAGUGAAACUCAUGGUGAAAGCAUGA
This is a messenger RNA of Lindgomyces ingoldianus, 1278 nucleotides long. Its product is annotated as putative MFS transporter. Gene Ontology annotation, biological process: transmembrane transport. The transcript has 4 exons. The record is from RefSeq and is a predicted model, not a curated record. Lineage: Eukaryota; Fungi; Ascomycota; Dothideomycetes; Pleosporales; Lindgomycetaceae. Gene Ontology annotation, molecular function: transmembrane transporter activity. Gene Ontology annotation, cellular component: fungal-type vacuole membrane. The coding region runs from base 1 to 1278 and encodes 425 amino acids.